AUGGCAACGGGCCCGCGGGGGGCUCAGGCAAAGAUCCUGCAGUAUGAAGCCUUCAUCAGCGACGUCCUACAGCAAGACCUAAGGCAGGUGCUGACACAGCGAGAUGUGGUGUAUGGACAGCUGACCGCCUACCUACAGCUGAAGAAUGUCCUGGAGCGGAUCCAGGACUCGGGGGAUCAGAGGCUAUGCACACAGGUGGAUUUAGGAUGUAACUUCUAUGUGAAUGCGGAAGUGCCAGACCCUUCUCGGAUAUUUGUGGGACUCAGCCAUGGCUUCUUCCUGGAACUGACAUUGAUGGAGGCCUUGAGGUUCGUUGAUCGAAAGAGCCACCUGCUCACCUUGCUCAGUGACAGUCUCACCCGAGAUUCGGUUCGGAUCAAGGCCCACAUCCAACUGGUGCUAGAGGGCCUUCGGGAACUGCAGGGGCUACAAGAGCUGCCAGACCAUCAAGACCAUCCAGACCAUCCAGACCAUCCAGGACACUGA
This is a messenger RNA of Trichosurus vulpecula (common brushtail), 486 nucleotides long. RefSeq names its product protein UXT-like. The record is from RefSeq and is a predicted model, not a curated record. Gene Ontology annotation, molecular function: transcription corepressor activity. The transcript has a single exon. Gene Ontology annotation, biological process: negative regulation of transcription by RNA polymerase II. Bases 1 to 486 code for a protein of 161 amino acids. NCBI's taxonomy places the organism in Eukaryota, Metazoa, Chordata, Mammalia, Diprotodontia, Phalangeridae.